Messenger RNA from Papaver somniferum (opium poppy), 1110 nucleotides. RefSeq lists its product as uncharacterized. Gene Ontology annotation, molecular function: nucleic acid binding; RNA-DNA hybrid ribonuclease activity. Bases 1 to 1110 code for a protein of 369 amino acids. The transcript has a single exon. NCBI's taxonomy places the organism in Eukaryota, Viridiplantae, Streptophyta, Magnoliopsida, Ranunculales, Papaveraceae. The record is from RefSeq and is a predicted model, not a curated record.
AUGGCAAGCCUUCUUCCGCUACUCAGAAAAGGAUCCAGUUGGAAAUGGGGAGAAGAACAGCAGAUGGCACUUGACAAAAUCAAAGCGUGUCUAACACACCCGCAUAUAAUGCGCCCACCGAUUCCGGAGGAACCUUUAUACCUUUAUGUGGCAAACACAGAUAAAGCAAUAGGCACGAUGCUCGUCCCAGAUAUGGGGAAUGACAACCUAACCCCGAUAUAUUAUAUAAGCAAAGCACUAAAGGAUACGGAGUUACGUUACUCAACAGCGAAAAAGGCGUGUCUCCCUCUAGUUCUAGCAGCACAAAAACUGAGACAUUAUCUACUAGCACAUCAAACAUAUGUAGUGUCCUCAGGAAAUCCGAUAGCUUACUUUUUCGCGACUACUAUCCCGUCAGGACGAAUGGCCCGCUGGUCAGUGCACCUCUUUGAAUUCUCCCUUCAACCAGCAAAACCUAAGGGGAUCUGGGGUCAAGCCAUCGCAGACUUAUUGGAAGCUUUCCCAGGGUGUGCAACAACUCCUCUUCACGAAGACAUCCCCGGAGAAAUAACCAUGGCAGAAGAAUUCAAGCUGUGGUCACUUUAUUUCGACGGAUCAUCACAUGGGGACAAAGGAGGUGCAGGAGUCGUUCUAAUUACCCCGGAUGAUGAAUUGAUAUCUAAAGCAUUCAAACUCGACUUCCCAUGCACACAUAACGCUGCUGAAUAUGAAGCUUUCCUUUUGGGUUUGAAAAUCUCCAGGGACCUCGGAGCUCGAAACAUUGAAGUUAAAGGGGACUCUCAUAUAUUAAUACAAAAAAUGUUAGGGGAAUUCAGUGUUAAAGAACCGACGUUGGAAGCAUACAGAGAUAAAGCCCAGAGAUUAAUCGUAGAAUUUGAUAAUGUGUCACUCGCUCAUAUGGGCAGAACGUCUAAUAAACAUAUUGACGCCUUGUCCACUUUAUCAUCUAGUCUGCAGAUGAUAAACGUGACUGAAGAAACCAUCACGGUGAUAAAAAACACACUCCCAUCAACUUGGUUAGAGGACGUCAUUUUUGAGGAGGAGGACGACUGGCGACGCCUAAUCCUAAAGGACCUUAAACAGCAACCUGAGGACCGACAUUUACCGUGA